Stylonychia lemnae is the source of this 942-nucleotide messenger RNA. The record is from the annotation of a GenBank genome assembly. NCBI's taxonomy places the organism in Eukaryota, Ciliophora, Spirotrichea, Sporadotrichida, Oxytrichidae.
AUGGCGAAUAGUAAAUUUGAGUAUGUGAAAAAAUUUGAACACUCUAAUCCACUUUUACCAAGCACCUAUAUGGUAGUUAGAAUCGACGGUAGAGGUUUUACUAAUUUUACAAAUCUUCACAACUUUGAAAAGCCAAAUGACAUAAGAGGUUUAUAGUUGAUGAACAAAUGUGCUAAGGAAGUAAUGAAGAGCUUCACUGAGAUAAUUAUUGCAUAUGGAGAUUCCGAUGAAUAUUCCUUUGCUUUUAAAAAGAGUGCUAAUGUCUUUAACAGAAGAGAAGAUAAGAUCUUGUCUUGCGUUUUAAGUUUAUUCUCUACAUCCUAUGUGUUCUUCUGGUCAAAGUAUUUUGGAGAUACUAAUACAGGAGGUUAGAAAUUAUUAAAGGUUCCUUCAUUUGACGCAAGAAUUGUACUUUACCCCUCUUUGGAAGAUCUUUAAAAUUAUUUAUCGUGGAGGUAGGUAGAUUGCCACAUUAACAAUCAGUAUAAUACUUGCUUUUGGACAAUAGUUUAAAAGGGUGGACUAUCUACUGAAUAAGCAUAAAAAAGGUUAAAAGGUACUCUUACUAAGGAUAAAAAUGAAAUAUUAUUCAGUGAGUUUGGUAUAAAUUAUAAUACAAUCGAUGAGAUAUUUAAAAGAGGAAGUAUUUGGAUAAGAAUGAUCAGUAAAAAGGAGAUGAAAUAAUAAAAAUCAAGAAAACCACAGGAAAUCAAGGAAUAAAUAUAAUAGCGAAACUAAUCAGAGUAGAUAAAUUUAGAGGAAGAGAAAAAAAAUGGUGAUAGUGAUGUAUAAGAUUUAAAAGGGGAUAUUAUUGAUAUGUCUUUGGAUGUAAUGACUUCAGCUCUUAAGAUUAGUAAAAAAGAGCUAUUACUAGUUCAUGAUGAUUUGGUUGAGAAGCCUGCUUUCUACGAAAAGUAUGAGCUAAUUAAGAAAUUAAAAUGA